UGUUUCUCCAACAACAGAGCUUCUGGUAUUGAGGAGAAAUGGCGAAUAUUCCUGUGAAGAUGCUGGUACUAUUGACUCUAGUUCUUCUGGUGUCCAGUUUGAGCGAGGGAAAGGUUCGGAUAAAAUAUGAGAUGUCUGUAGAUGAAUCCCAUGAGGAAUCAUCAAAGAAAGACAGAAGAAGCACUCAUCUCAUUGACAGUGGUGAAUCUAGAAAGGAUUCAUCAAGUGAAGACAAAACAAGUUCUGAUGAUCACUCUGACAGCAGUCAAUGUCGAAAGGAUUCAUCCAGUGAAGACAAAACAAGUUCGGAUGAUCACUCUGACAGCAGUCACUCUCACAAACAUUCAUCUAGGAAACAUAAAACCAAUGGACAUCGACAUCAUAAGGAUAAAGGUCACUCACACAAAGAUUCAUCUAGGAAACAUAAAACAAAUGGACAUCGUCAUCAUAAGGAUAAAGAUCAAUCUAGUAAGGAUUCAUCCAGUGAAGACACAACGAGUGCUGAAGAAACCAUUGUCGAAUGUGAAUGUAAAUUGGAUUCAUCCAGUGAAGACACAACAAGUGUUGAAAGUCACAGUCAUAGCAGUCAAUCUAGUAAGGAUUCAUCCAGUGAAGAUAAAACUGACAGCAGUGAACCUUCCCCUGGCGAAGAAAAAACUAGCCGCAACACAACCUCUGCUCCAAGCACCACCACAACCUCUGCCCCAAGCCCCACCACAACCUCUGCUGCAAGCACCACCACAACCUCUGCUCCAAGCACCACCACAACCUCAACCUCUGCUGCAAGCACCACCAAAACCUCUGCCCUAAGCCCAACCACAACCUCUGCCUCAAGCACCCCCACAACCUCUGCUCCAAGCACCACCACAACCUCUGUUCCAACCACGACCUCUGCCCCAAGCCCCACCACAACUUCGACCUCUGCUCCAAGCCCCACCACAACCUCAACCUCUGCUGAAAGCACCACCACAACCUCUGCCCCAAGCCCCACCACAACCUCAACCUCUGCUGCAAGCCCCACCACAAUCUCUGUUCCAAGCACCACCACAACCUCUUCCCCAAGCCCCACCACAACCUCUGCUCCAAGCCCCACCACAACAUCUACCCCAAGCACCACCACAACCUCUGCCCCAAGCCCCACCACAACAUCUACCCCAAGCCCCACCACAACCUCUACCCCAAGCCCCACCACCACCUCUACCCCAAGCCCCACCACAACAACUACCCCAAGCCCCACCACAACCACAACUUCUACACUAAGCCCCACCACAACAUCUACCCCAAGCCCCACCACAACCACAACCUCUACCCCAAUCCCCACCACAACCACAACUUCUACACAAAGCCCCACCACAACCACAACUUCUACACCAAGCCCCACCACAACCUCUACCGCACGCCCCACCACAACCUCUACCCCAAGCCCCACCACAACCACAACUUCUACACCAAGCCCCACCACAACCACAACCUCUACCCCAAGCCCCACCACAACCACAACUUCUACACCAAGCCCCACCACAACCACAACCUCUACCCCAAGCCCCACCACAACCACAACUUCUACACCAAGCCCCACCACAACCUCUACCCCACGCCCCACCACAACCUCUACCCCAAGCCCCACCACAACCACAACUUCAACCCCAAGCCCCACCACAACCACAACUUCUACACCAAGCCCCACCACAACAUCUACCCCAAGCCCCACCACAACCACAACCUCUACCCCAAGCCCCACCACAACCUCUACCCCAAGCCCCACCACAACCACAACUUCUACACCAAGCCCCACCACAACCACAGCCUCUACCCCAAGCCCCACCACAACCACAACCUCUACACCAAGCCCCACCACAACCACAACCUCUACCCCAAGCCCCACCACAACCACAACUUCUACACCAAGCCCCACCACAACCUCUACCCCACGCCCCACCACAACCUCUACCCCAAGCCCCACCACAACCACAACUUCUACCCCAAGCCCCACCACAACCACAACCUCUACCCCAAGCCCCACCAAAACCACAACCUCUACCCCAAGCCCCACCACUACCACAACCUCUACACCAAGCCCCACCAAAACCACAACCUCUACCCCAAGCCCCACCACAACCACAACUUCUACACCAAGCCCCACCACAACCACAACCUCUACCCCAAGCCCCACCACAACCACAACUUCUACACCAAGCCCCACCACAACCUCUACCCCACGCCCCACCACAACCUCUACCCCAAGCCCCACCACAACCACAACUUCUACCCCAAGCCCCACCACAACCACAACCUCUACCCCAAGCCCCACCAAAACCACAACCUCUACCCCAAGCCCCACCACAACCACAACCUCUACACCAAGCCCCACCACAACCUCUACCCCAAGCCCCACCACAACCACAACUUCUACCCCAAGCCCCACCACAACCACAACCUCUACCCCAAGCCCCACCACAACCACAACUUCUACACCAAGCCCCACCACAACUACAACCUCUACCCCAAGCCCCACCACAACCACAACUUCUACACCAAGCCCCACCACAACCACUACCCCAAGCCCCACCACAACCUUAACCUCUGCCCCAAGCCCCACCACAACUUCUACCCCAAGCCCCACCACAACCUCUACCCCAAGCCCCACCACAACCACCACAAGUAAAUCUGAAAAGGAUUCAUCCAGCAAAGAAAAUAAGAAUAAUGAAGAUAAGAGUGGCAAAUGUCAAUCUGGAAAGGAUUCAUCCACCAAAGACAAUAAGAAUGCUGAAGAUAAGAGUGGCAACAGUCAAUCUGGAAAGAAUUCAUCGACCAAAGAUAAUAAGAAUGCUGGAUAUAAGAGUGGACAAUGUCAAUCUGGAAAGGAUUCAUCCAGCAAAGACAAAAAUAAUUCUGGAGAUAACAGUGGCAACAGUCAAUCUGGAAAGGAUUCAUCCAGCAAAGACAAAAAUAAUUCUGGAGAUAACAGUGGCAACAGUCAAUCUGGAAAGGAUUCAUCCAGCAAAGACAAAAAUAAUUCCGGAGAUAACAGUGGCAACAGUCAAUCUGGAAAGGAUUCAUCCAGCAAAGACAAAAAUAAUUCUGGAGAUAACAGUGGCGACAGUCAAUCUGGAAAGGAUUCAUCCAGCAAAGACAAAAAUAAUUCUGGAGAUAACAGUGGCAACAGUCAAUCUGGAAAGGAUUCAUCCAGCAAGGACAAAAAUAAUUCUGGAGAUAACAGUGGCAACAGUCAAUCUGGAAAGGAUUCAUCCAGCAAAGACAAAAAUAAUUCUGGAGAUAACAGUGGCAACAGUCAAUCUGGAAAGGAUUCAUCCAGCAAGGACAAAAAUAAUUCUGGAGAUAACAGUGGCAACAGUCAAUCUGGAAAGGAUUCAUCCAGCAAAGACAAAAAUAAUUCUGGAGAUAACAGUGGCAACAGUAAAUCUGGAAAGGAUUCAUCCAGCAAGGACAAAAAUAAUGCUGGAGAUAACAGUGGCAACAGUCAAUCUGGAAAGGAUUCAUCCAGCAAGGACAAAAAUAAUUCUGGAGAUAACAGUGGCAACAGUCAAUCUGGAAAGGAUUCAUCCAGCAAAGACAAAAAUAAUUCUGGAGAUAACAGUGGCAACAGUCAAUCUGGAAAGGAUUCAUCCAGCAAGGACAAAAAUAAUUCUGGAGAUAACAGUGGCAACAGUAAAUCUGGAAAGGAUUCAUCCAGCAAAGACAAAAACAAUGCUGGAGAUAACAGUGGCAACAGUCAAUCAGAAAAGGAUUCAUCCAGCAAAGACAAAAAUAAUGCUAAAGACAACAGUGGCAACAGUCAAUCUGAAAAGGAUUCAUCCAGCAAAGACAAAAAUAAUGCUAAAGACAACAGUGGCAACAGUCAAUCAGAAAAGGAUUCAUCCAGCAAAGACAAAAAUAAUGCUAAAGACAACAGUGGCAACAGUCAAUCUCAAAAGAAUUCAACCAGCAAAGACAAAAUAAGUGCUGACGCUCAAACUGAAAAUGGUCACCAAGGUCAUGAGGGUUCAUCCCAAAAAGUCAUAGUGAACACUAAAGAUCCUAAUGCCAGACGUCAAUAUCAGGAGGCUUCAUCCAGCGAAAACAAAACAACUGCUGACGCUCACACUGAAAACAGUCAUGAGGAUUCAUCCCAAAAAGUCAUAAUGAACACUAAAGAUCCUAACUCCAGACGUCACUUUUAUGAGGAUUUAUCCAGCGAAAACAUAACAGGUGAUGAAGAUCAUAUUGAAAAUGGUAAAUCUCAAAAGGGUUCAUCCGGAAAGGACAAAGUAAACACUGAUGGUCAGAGUUACAGUGGUAAAUCUCAAAAGGAUUCAUCUGGAAAGGACAACACAAACACAUCUGGUCAGAGUGACAGUGGUAAAUCUCAAAAGGAUUCAUCUGGAAAGGACAACGCAAACACUUCUGGUCAGAGCGACAGUGGUAAAUCUCAAAAGGAUUCAUCUGGAAAGGACAACGCAAACACUUCUGGUCAGAGCGACAAUGGUAAAUCUCAAAAGGAUUCAUCUGGAAAGGACAACACAAACACAUCUGGUCAGAGUGACAGUGGUAAAUCUCAAAAUGAUUCAUCUGAAAAGGACAACACAAACACUGAUGGUCAGAGUGACAGUGGUAAAUCUCAAAAGGAUUCAUCCGGAAAGGACAAAGUAAACACUGAUGGUCAGAGUGACAGUGGUAAAUCUCAAAAGGAUUCAUCUGGAAAGGACAACGCAAACACUUCUGGUCAGAGUGACAGUGGUAAAUCUCAAAAGGAUUCAUCUGGAAAGGACAACACAAACACAUCUGGUCAGAGUGACAGUGGUAAAUCUCAAAAGGAUUCAUCCGGAAAGGACAACACAAACACAUCUGGUCAGAGUGACAGUGGUAAAUCUCAAAAGGAUUCAUCUGGAAAGGACAACGCAAACACUUCUGGUCAGAGCGACAGUGGUAAAUCUCAAAAGGAUUCAUCCGGAAAGGACAACACUUCUGGUCAGAGUGACAGUGGUAAAUCUCAAAAGGAUUCAUCCGGAAAGGACAACACAAACACAUCUGGUCAGAGUGACAGUGGUAAAUCUCAAGAUGAGUCAUCUGGAAAGGACAACACAAAAACUUCUGGUCAGAGCGACAGUGGUAAAUCUCAAAAGGAUUCAUCUGGAAAGGACAACACAAAGACAUCUGGUCAGAGUGACAGUGGUAAAUCUCAAAAGGAUUCAUCUGGAAAGGACAAUGUAAAUACUGCUAGUCAGAGUGACAGUGCCCAACGCAACAACCCAACUCAAAAACCCAACAACCCAACUCAGAAACCCAUGAACCCAACUCAAAAACCUAAAGCACCUAUCACUCAGACAACUACUGUAAAGAAUAAAGGAAAGGGAAAAUCAUAAAUGUUUGUGAAUGUUAAGCACAAUGUUAAGCAUCUAUAUGUUUUCAUUGUUUAAGUAUUGUUCGUGUUAUCAGUGAGUCAUAGUCAUGGACCAGUUUAUUUGACCAGUUUCUGUCUUUUGCUUCUACAUUUUGUCAAUGCAAAAUUAUUUGUAUUAUUUUUUGUAUAGGCCAAUAGGUUGAUGACCAAUAUUUAUUAUGUACUUUCUUAACAUUAAGAUUUUUGUUUAAAAUGUAUUUAGAUGUGUACAUUAAGGGAUUAGAAUAAGUUUAAGUUAAUUAGGUUAUUUAAAACUUUGACUUUUAAAAAUGGUGUAAAAGAGGCAAUACAACUUAAUUAUGAAAAUUUUUGAAGAUUUUUGGGGUGCUUAGGUACAACAUUAUAUUCUUGUAGUAGUUGUAUUUAUGUCUAAAUAUUUGGGGUAUUUCUGUGGGGUCAAUGGGGGUGUUCUUAUACCUAAACUAUGCUACUGUAUAAUGCUUGAUGCUCCAUAUUUCUCUUAAUUAUGCAUAAUUAUGUAUCUUGAUUAUUGAUAAUAAAAAAUAAUUAU
Messenger RNA from Paramisgurnus dabryanus, 5912 nucleotides. NCBI's taxonomy places the organism in Eukaryota, Metazoa, Chordata, Actinopteri, Cypriniformes, Cobitidae. The record is from RefSeq and is a predicted model, not a curated record.